Ictalurus punctatus (channel catfish) is the source of this 1530-nucleotide messenger RNA. RefSeq names its product mitochondrial ribosome-associated GTPase 1 (gene mtg1). The record is from RefSeq and is a predicted model, not a curated record. Bases 214 to 1215 code for a protein of 333 amino acids. Gene Ontology annotation, cellular component: mitochondrion. The transcript has 11 exons. Gene Ontology annotation, molecular function: GTPase activity; GTP binding. Lineage: Eukaryota; Metazoa; Chordata; Actinopteri; Siluriformes; Ictaluridae.
ACAACAGAAGAACAAAGUCACCCGAGCAGAGAGCAUGCUUAUGUUUGUUUGUCAGUCUGUUUAUCUGUAGCUUGACUAAUGCGCCCUGCUCUAGCAUAUUUCCAAUAAAUAUUAAAUUACAUGAUCGAGUCAUUGAUUCGGUUAAUUUAAGUCUGAUUAACCUCGGCUAACUGACUGUUAUGAACUGUAAAUUGACUAGUUAACGUACCGGAAAUGAGGAUUUCUCACACUUUACUCAACGCUUCUUCCAAGUUCAGGACUGUGUUUGAUUUCGGAGAGAGACAAGUUGCACACUGGUUCCCUGGACAUAUGGCUAAAGGACUCAAGCAGAUGAGAGCUAGCCUGAGGAAGGUUGACUGCAUCAUUGAAAUCCAUGAUGCCAGAAUACCAUUUUCUGGAAGAAAUCCUUUGUUUCAAGAGAACCUUGAUGUCCGGCCGCAUUUACUCAUACUGAAUAAGAUGGACCUGGCAGACACGUCAGACAAAAUGAGUAUCCUGAAACAGCUCGAGAGAGAUGGCGUUAAGAACGUCCUGCUCACAGACUGUCUAAAGCAAAGAGACACGAGUGUUAAAAAGAUAAUUCCUCUUGUAAUAGACCUAAUAGAGAAUGCUCCUCGUUUCCACAGAGAGGAGAAUAGAAGUUAUUGCCUAAUGGUGAUUGGAGUGCCAAAUGUUGGGAAAUCUUCAUUGAUUAAUGCUAUAAGAAGAACAAACCUGAAAAAAGGCAAAGCCUCAAGGGUUGGAGGUGAACCUGGAAUUACGAAAGCUGUCCUCACCAAAAUCCAGGUGUGUGAAAGACCCGUCAUACAUUUGCUUGACACACCGGGAGUGCUGCCUCCUAAGAUCGAGAAUGUAGAGACAGGGAUGAAACUCGCCUUAUGUGGUACUAUACUGGACCACUUGGUUGGAGAAGAUAUCAUAGCUGAUUAUCUGCUUUUUUCACUCAACAGACUCCAGCGGUUUGGCUAUGUGGAGAGGUAUGAUCUAGAAACACCAUCUGAUGAUAUUCAGCAUGUGCUGAAGUGUAUCGCUGUUAAGUUAGGCAAGACUCAGCGAGUGAAAGCCAUCACAGGAGUAGGAUCACAGGGAACCUGGGGCCUAUCCCAGGGAGCAUCGGGCACAAGGCAGGGUACACCCUGGACAGGGUGCCAAUCCAUCACAGGGCACAAUCACAUACACACUCAUACACCCAUUCAUAUCAUACAGACAUUUUAGACAUGCCAAUCAACGUACCAUGCAUGUCUUUGGACUGGGGGAGGAAACCGGAGUACCCGGAGGUAACCCCCACAGCACGGGAGAACAUGCAAACCCCACACACAGAGGGCCACGGUGGGAAUCGAACCCCCGACCCUGGAGGUGUGAGGCGCACGUGCUAACCACUAAGCAACCGUGCGCCCCCAGGAGAGAUGCAGUUUUAUUUAUAAAUGAUUCUAUAACCAAUAUAUCCUUCAGGUUCAAAUGAAUGCAGCUGUUUCAUAUGUUUUCUAUUUAACUUACAGUUCACUACUCUAUUAAAUGAUUAUAAUUGUU